AUGCUCUGCGCGGUACUCUGCGUGAGCUCGGGCAAUGAGCGAGUGGUGCCCAGCAGUGGCUCCCAGGCGCGGGUGGCGGUGAGGACCAGCACCGCGGGGAAGACGACGUUCGUGCUUGACGACAGGGAGGUGCCGCUGUCCGACGUUCGCACGGUCGCGUCCUUGUCCGGGGUGUUCGUCACCAUGGAGGUCAAGGAGCUGGGCCACAUCGGCCUGCAGUUCGACGUCGAGAGCAGCGCGAAGAACAUAGUCGACGAGCUGACGAAGAGGAAGCAGAACUACGAGCGCUUCGAGCAGUACGAGCAGAGUAGCGUCCAGAGCUACUUCCAGUACUACGCCAAGUGCAGCAACCAGCAGAACAUGCUGCAGGACAGCGUCCGCACGGUCACCUACCGAAAAGCCAUUGUGGAGAACCCCGACGACUUCAGAGGCAAGGUCGCGAUGGACAUCGGGGCUGGCAGUGGUAUCCUCUCGUUCUUCGCAUGCCAGGCCGGGGCCUCGACCGUCUACGCCGUCGAGGCGUCCUCCAUGGGCGAGGUCGUGCGGGCGCUAGCGGACGCGAACGCCAGCGCCUUCCCGGGCUCCACCGUCGAGGUUCUCAACAAGCCACUCGAGAGCAUCAAGGACGAGGUUCAGGGCAAGGUUGACGUGCUCGUCUCUGAGCCCAUCGGCACGUUCCUCUUCAACGAGAGGAUGAUCGAGACGUACCUCUGUGCGCGGGACCGCUUCCUGAAGCCGGGAG
Prorocentrum cordatum is the source of this 742-nucleotide messenger RNA. The record is from the annotation of a GenBank genome assembly. Lineage: Eukaryota; Dinophyceae; Prorocentrales; Prorocentraceae.